Poecilia latipinna (sailfin molly) is the source of this 1727-nucleotide messenger RNA. RefSeq names its product calcium homeostasis endoplasmic reticulum protein-like. The record is from RefSeq and is a predicted model, not a curated record. Gene Ontology annotation, molecular function: nucleic acid binding. Gene Ontology annotation, biological process: intracellular calcium ion homeostasis. Gene Ontology annotation, cellular component: perinuclear region of cytoplasm. The transcript is spliced from 9 exons. The annotation marks the transcript as partial. Lineage: Eukaryota; Metazoa; Chordata; Actinopteri; Cyprinodontiformes; Poeciliidae.
AGACCUCCCCAUUUCAGAGGACCUUUUGCUCCACACCAGCAGCCUCCCCCAUUUAACCAGCUCCCACCACCCCCUCACAAUUUUGGAAGAUUCCCACCUCGCUUUGUGCAGGAAGACUUUACUCCCAGACAUCACUAUGACAGAACGCCUUACACCUCACAUCGCUUUGACUAUCCUCAGGGUGGAGAAUAUCCUGGAGAUAUGCCUGGUCCUCCACUUCACCACCACCCCACCCAACGAAUGCCUCCACCAGCUAUAGGAGCCGAUCAUCCUCCGUGGGGUACGGGCCAACACCCAGACUUUGGCGCACCUCAACAUGGGUUCAAUGGCCACUCCCCUCACAUGCGCCAUCGACAGCAUCCCGUUCAAGAUGACCCAAGUCUGGUUCCAAACGUACCCUAUUUUGACCUGCCAGCAGGUCUCAUGGCUCCAUUGGUCAAGCUGGAAGACUGUGACUAUAAACCGUUGGACCCUAAGGACAUUAGGUUACCCCCUCCUAUGCCGCCCAGUGAUCGGCUACUAGCUGCUGUGGAGGCUUUCUACAGCCCUCCUUCACAUGAUCGACCUCGAAACAGUGAAGGUUGGGAGCAGAAUGGCCUGUAUGAGUUCUUCAGAGCCAAGAUGAGAGCUAGAAGAAAAAAGGAACAGGAGAAAAGAAACAGCGGUCAUGGAGGAAGUCGCUCAAGGAGUCGCUCUCGCAGCAGGAGGAGAUCAUCUUCUCGCUCAAGCUCUCACUCCUCAAAGUCCUCCAGGUCACGUUCUGGUUCAUCUCACUCUCGCAGCCGAUCCCGCUCCUACUCACGAUCCAGGUCCAGGAGCCGAUCCAGGUCUUCUCGGAGUCACUCUGGCUCCAGAUCCAGAUCCCACUCAAAUUCUCCUACAAAGCGCCGUCGUGGUCCAAAAUCCCGGAGCACUUCUCCUUCGUCCACUGCAGGGCUGGGCAGCUCGUCAUCUAAAAUGUCUACAGACACCAGACUAGGAGAAGAGAAUAAGGGCCACCAGUUGUUAUUAAAGAUGGGUUGGAGCGGUUCUGGUGGCCUUGGGGUCAAAGAACAAGGUAUCCAGGACCCUAUCAAAGGGGGAGAUGUUAGGGAUAAGUGGGACCAGUACAAAGGCGUUGGAGUGUCUUUAGAUGAUCCAUAUGAGAACUACAGAAGGAAUAAAAGCUACAACUUUGUUGCCCGGAUGAAAGCUAGGGAGGAAGUCAAUCGGGAAGCUCAGGAGCCUCCAUCUACUGACUGAGGCCCUUGGAAUUCUGUUUCACUUGGAUCUGAAGGCUGAGCUUUACUGUCCAGGAUGCUUUCACCUCUUGUAAAGAUUUCUCAUUGACUAGAAAGAGUGACAGACAUCACAUUUGUUCUAUUUUAGUGUUAAUGUAUCUGCAUGAACUUCUUUCUUGUUCUUUUCUGGUGUGUUAGACAGAAAGGUUAACUCUAAAGUAACAAUGAUUGCAUGUUCAAGUUUUCUCUUAAUACAAAAAUCCCAGGUGUAAUAAACCAGAUCAUUAAAACCUUUGUCUUAGUUCCACAGAAGCUUGUCUAAAAUGUGUUCUGUAUGUGUCCUUUAGUAGCUGUUUCAUUUAAAUUUGCAAAAGUUGUAUGAUGACACAAAUCAAUAAAUCCAUAUUUUGUGUUUCAGAAAUCAAUUUCUAUUUAUCAGCAGCAGGGUUCUAAUGGUGGAAAGGCACAAAGCCAUUCCACUCUUUCCACAAUAAAUAUUAAUAAAAC